Plodia interpunctella (Indianmeal moth) is the source of this 2211-nucleotide messenger RNA. RefSeq lists its product as uncharacterized. Lineage: Eukaryota; Metazoa; Arthropoda; Insecta; Lepidoptera; Pyralidae. Gene Ontology annotation, cellular component: nucleus. The coding region runs from base 166 to 1980 and encodes 604 amino acids. Gene Ontology annotation, molecular function: DNA binding. The record is from RefSeq and is a predicted model, not a curated record. The transcript has 2 exons.
GGGUAGGGUGGUAUAAGAUUGCGCGGUCGAUAAGACUGCGCACACGUCAUAACAGGACAACGGAGUGAGCUUCGUAGCCAACUUCAGUUGUGUUUUGUUUACUAUCACGCCUGGUAUGCGCUCCCGUAAACAUAUUGAAUACGAGUGGAAAACACAAGAAAUACAAUGUCCAGAAGAGAGAGAAAAUCAACUCGCCAGGUUUGUUCUGAUGAGAUAAUGAACGAGGCUCGCAAGCGAAUUGAUAAUGGAGAAAGUAAAAGAGCAGUGGCUGCGUCUUUAGGGAUGUCAGAAUCUACUUUACGAUUCCGUUUGCAAAAACCACAUUGUGCUACAAAGUUAGGCCGAUUUGAUACAACAUUUUCUACGGAAGUAGAAGCAAAUUUUUGUCAACAACUACAUACAUUAGAUGACAUGUUAUAUGGCCUGACAGCUAAAAGAUUACGAAUUGCGGCAUACGAGUAUGCAGAAAAACACUAUAUUGCUCAUAGAUUCAAUCGAGAAACAAAAAUUGCGGGCAAGGAAUGGUUGCGAGGCUUUCUUCGAAGACACCCUGAUAUUUCCCUGAGACAGCCCACUUCCACAAGCAUUGCACGUGCAAUAGGAUUCAAUAGACCACAGGUGGAGAGGUUUUACAUAAAUUUAUCUGCGCUCAUGGACAAAUAUAACUUCCCACCACAAUCUAUCUAUAACAUGGACGAGACAGGGAUAUCCACAGUACCUAAUAAACAACCGAAAGUAUUGUCCAGAAAGGGUAAACGCUCUGUCAAUAAAAUUUCCAGCGCAGAGCGAGGCACAAACGUGACUAUCGUCAAUGCUGUGUCUGCGACUGGUCAAUUUAUCCCACCCGUGUUUAUAUUUGGGAGAAAGAGAAUGAAAGCAGAACUCUUAGACGCUGCACCACCUGGAUCUGUGGGUAUGGUCUCGGAUUCCAGUUUUAUAAACUCAGAUCUUUAUCUCGAUUGGCUAACGCACUUCAAAGAUCACGCGAAGCCAACUAAAGACCAGCCUAUCCUCCUAAUUUUGGACAAUCACGUGUCACAUUGCACACUAAAAGCUGUCGAUUUUUACCGUGCAAACAACAUAAUUGCCUUGACGUUGCCUCCCCACAGCAGCCACAAAAUGCAGCCACUUGAUAGAGGUUUUCAUGGUGCCCUGAAGAAAUUUUAUUCCAGCGAGUGCGAGAAAUGGCUCCGCAAUCACCCGGGGAGAGCUAUAACCGUCUAUCAGAUGGCUUCAAUUUUUGCAGCGGCUUUUUAUCAAGCUGCAACACCUGGCCGUGGAGUGGAACUCUUCAAGUGCACUGGUAUUGUGCCCUGGAAUCCUGACAUUUUCACAGACGCUGAUUUUUUGGCCAGUAGCGUUACUGAAAGGGAGCCGUCAGUUUCUGCAGCGCGUGUCUCAUGUGAGUCUACGUCAUCCAUCGUUUCACCGGUACAAGCUAACAACACCGCUGCAACUGUUCCACCACAGGCAGGGCCUUUUCACUCAGAGCCACAGCCCGGGCCUUCUCGCUUAGAGCCACAAGCUGGGCCUCCUUUAAAAACAUGCAUAGCAACCGCAUCUGUAUCUGAGAAGCCAUCACAUGUUGCUGAAACGAGGUCUAGUCUUCCAAUAAGUUCAACACCGUUGUCAGAAUUACUUCCAUUUCCUAAAUCAGCACAAAAAAGGAGUUUUAAUCGGAAGCACAAAAAAUCGGAAGUGAUUAGCAGUUCACCAUACAAAAGGGAAGUAGAAGAGAAAGAAAAUGAACAGAAAAAUAAACCUAAAUAUGUACCAAACGCGAAAAAGAUGAAAAAAUCGUUUAAGAAACCAAAGAUAUGCCAUAAAAAGAAGAUUUGGAAGUGUGGAGGAUGCAGCGAAAUUUAUAAGGAGCCAAUACAAGAAGACUGGAUCGCGUGUGAUAAGUGCAAUGUGUGGUGGCACGAAAAUUGCUCAGACUACAAUGGCUCAGGAGCUUUUAUUUGCGACUUAUGCAAAUAAAUGGGGAUGCGCAAUCUUAUCCACCAAGAUGCGCAAUCUUAUCCACCAAGAUGCGCAAUUUUACACACUAGGGUGUAUAACAUUGCGCAUUUCCCGACUCGUGGUUUUUUGUUAAUUCCUUAGAAGUUUGUUUAUUUUUUGUUAAAACUAGUAUGCUAAUUUGUAUCCAGUAGAAUUGGACUGAAUAAAUAAAUGAUUGAUCUCAGAUAAGAUUUACAUUUUUCAUUUUAU